This is a messenger RNA of Misgurnus anguillicaudatus (oriental weatherfish), 2099 nucleotides long. The record is from RefSeq and is a predicted model, not a curated record. Lineage: Eukaryota; Metazoa; Chordata; Actinopteri; Cypriniformes; Cobitidae.
AUGGGCUCUAAAGGCCCAGAGAGGCGUAAACAGGCCACCCCUGGUCAGACCCCCGAGGGCAACGUUGUGAUGAGCUUCAGUUUUGAGAGCUACCAGCUGGAAGAAGAAGACUGUCAAGUGAAAGAUAUUUCAGAUAAAGGGGUGCUGGCUCUUUCAGAACAUGCCUUUGAGGAACCUGUUCCAGAAGAUCGCUAUCAUGGGAUCUAUUUUGCCAUGCUCCUGGCUGGAGUGGGCUUCCUGUUGCCUUACAAUAGCUUCAUUACAGAUGUGGACUACCUGCAUCAUAAAUUUGAAGGAACCCACAUUGUGUUUGAUAUGGGUUUAACGUAUAUUAUUGUUGCUCUCGUGGCUGUGAUCCUGAACAAUGUCCUGGUGGAGAUGCUGAGCCUGCACACAAGGAUCACUGUGGGUUACCUCUUUGCACUUGGACCUCUGUUUUUUGUCACCAUCUUUGAUGUGUGGCUGGAGAAGUUCACCACAAAGCAGGCGUAUAUCAUCAAUCUGAUGUCUAUGGGGAUCGUGGCAUUUGGAUGCACAGUGCAGCAGUCCAGUUUCUAUGGAUACAUGGGGAUGCUACCCAAGCACUAUACACAGGGAGUGAUGACUGGAGAAAGUACGGCAGGAGUGAUUAUUUCACUCAGCCGCAUUUUCACCAAACUACUGAUAAAAAAUGAGAGGGAGAACACUAUCAUCUUCUUUGGCAUUUCCAUCUCUAUGGUGUUGAUGUGCUUUAUCUUGCACUUGCUGGUGCGAAGGACCCGCUUCGUGCGGUACUACACUGGUCUGGCACGUCAGGGUCUGUCUCAUGCCAAAGACCACCCACAACAUGGAACCCAGUACCAGGUCCACCAUGAUGUCAUUACAGAAGAAGUAAGAUUUGGCAAUGGUGCCGUGGGUGCUUAUCCAGCUGAAGAUGGGUGCACAGAGUUUGCUGGCAGCAACACGUACGUGAGGUUUGAUGUGCCAAAACCAAAGAUUAAACGAAGCUGGCCAGGUAUCAAAGACAUGAUUUUACAUCGUUACGUGGUGGCCCGGGUGAUCUGGACCUACAUGCUCUCCAUUGCUGUGACUUACUUCAUCACCCUGUGUCUUUUUCCUGGACUGGAGUCUGAGAUCAAGAAUGCCACAUUGGGGGAAUGGUUGCCCAUCAUUAUCAUGGCCAUCUUUAACAUAUCUGACUUUGUGGGCAAAAUCGUGGCAGCUGUGCCGUAUGAGUGGAAUGGGACACGUCUUCUCCUCUGCUCUUGUGUGCGAGUGGUCUUCAUCCCUCUGUUUAUCAUGUGCGUGUACCCUGCUCAGAAGCCCACCUUCAGCCACCCCGCAUGGCCUUGCAUCUUCUCCCUCCUCAUGGGCAUCACUAACGGCUACUUUGGAAGCGUUCCCAUGAUUCAUGCUGCCGGCAAGGUGGCACCUGAGCAGAGGGAACUAGCAGGGAACAUAAUGACUGUGUCCUACAUGUCUGGAUUAAUGUUGGGCUCUGUGGUUGCCUACGCUGCCUACAGUUUUACUGCUCCAGGCUCAAGGUUUCACUCUGGGACCGGCUACAACUUUACCCAGGGUUACUAGUCCAAGCCAAAAAAAUAGACAAAAGACUUUUCUUCCUGUCAUCAAUCUCAUCAGGUGGCACUAUUUGCCACAUCGUGUAGCAACUCCGCACUCCCCAUAAAUCAGAAGUCUGCUGCAGGGUUUCUCCGGCCUACCUGCAAUGCUGUGUGCCUCUGGAUGUAGUCAAAUGGAUGAAGAAACAAGCGUUGACACUGUAAAGAGUUAUACUGUAUAUGUGUGCUUUGUUGUGUUGCCUUUUCUUGUUCUCUAAGAGUGUUUUCUUCAAGCUGCCAAACGUUAAAAGCUGUGUGGUGAUGAAACACUGUGAAAAUCAGGGUGAAGAUGUUUUUCUUGGUUUACAGUUUCACUCCAUACUAUGUGGUGUCGUGUAUGCUUUUGACCGAGAAACUAUGAGUAAAUUAUGAAAAUCUUGAGUCAUUUAAAUAUUAGGUCUAAAUUGAUGCAUGUUUUCUUGAGUGCAAUAUGGACAUUGGACCUUUUUGGCUAAAGCUAACUGAAUGUAAACAUGCUCAAAUAAAAGAGUUUUAUAAUUA